This is a messenger RNA of Pieris rapae (cabbage white), 8720 nucleotides long. It is a transcript of the gene pyd, whose product is annotated as tight junction protein ZO-1. Gene Ontology annotation, cellular component: bicellular tight junction; plasma membrane. The coding region runs from base 61 to 7737 and encodes 2558 amino acids. Gene Ontology annotation, molecular function: cell adhesion molecule binding. NCBI's taxonomy places the organism in Eukaryota, Metazoa, Arthropoda, Insecta, Lepidoptera, Pieridae. The record is from RefSeq and is a predicted model, not a curated record. The transcript has 30 exons. Gene Ontology annotation, biological process: cell-cell junction organization; cell-cell adhesion; protein localization to cell-cell junction.
GGCUGCCGCUGUGCCGACCGGCGACGGUUGUAAUCCGUAAAUUUUUUCUUUAGUUGAACGAUGGCUAUGACGGUAGAUGUGUGUGCUUGCCUUUCGCAGCAUAAAAGUACGUUACUUCGAGAACUAUGUGAUACAAAUGUAUUAGAUGUGCUCGUGAAAAAGGGUUUAUUUAGCGUAAACGAUUUAGAAGUAAUUACCAGUGCUAGUGGUAAUGAAAAGUGUAAUUAUUUUAUAGAAAUUGUUGGUAAACAAAGCGGUGUGAAGUUACAAGAAUUGUGUGCUGUGUUGAACAAUGAAUGUCCAAAACUAGCUAAGGAACUUAUGAAUGAUCGACGGAAGUAUGUUAUAAAUGGAUACUCCACAACGAAUGCCAAAGAAAACAUGGUGAUGAAUCAUAACUUGAACAAAGAAUCUCCCCGUUCCCGUCGUUCAAUAUCGCAAUGCUCCUGCAACAGCAUCUCACGGCGAUCUUCGGCCGCAGCGUCUCCGGUCACAUUGCCUCCACUGAACAACACCAUGGAGAUGUACGUCGAACCCGUCAUAGAAGAUACGGCAGAAAGAAAUUCCGGCUGGGAGACUCACAGAGUGCGUUUAAACAGAGUCCCUAGCUAUGGAUUCGGUAUCGCUGUGUCUGGGGGCAGAGACAACCCCCACUUCGCUAGUGGUGAUCCAUCGAUUGCAGUGUCUGAUGUCCUGCGAGGAGGACCUGCGGAAGAUAAAUUACAGGUUAAUGACAGGAUAGUAUCAGUCAAUGGUGUGCCACUAGAGAAUGUUGAGUACGCGCGAGCAGUGCAAGUGUUACGGGAAUCUGGGGCUACAGUUUCCCUCGUAGUGAGAAGACGAGCACCCGCACCGCCACCAACAGCACCUACCUCCAUCAAGCUGGCUCUGACGAGGAAUGGGAAGAAGGAAGACUUUGGAGUCGUGCUUGGGUGUAAAAUAUAUGUCAAAGAGUUGACGAUGCGCGCUCGUGAACAAUUGAACCAGGCGGGGCAGGGCCUCUGCGAGGGUGAUGUGAUCUCUCGAAUUAAUAACACACCGGUAACAGAUGCCAUGACACUGAAAGAAGCAAAGAAAUUAAUAGAUUCCUGCAAGGAUCGACUUAAUUUGGUCAUCACAAGGGAACUUAUAAGAGAAGAGACCGUCAGUAAUGGAAAUUAUCACAACAACUAUAGUAGUUUAGAAGCGACACCACACAACACAUACCCGAACAACAGUGGGGAAUCUCUUUCAUCUCCGUACUCAAGCAGCGGGCAGAACUUGUACGUAGCGGCUCCAGUCAGAGGGUCAGACAAUCGCCGUGGUCAAAUGUCAUUGGACGAUCAGCCACCGAGACCACCACCUCCUAGGAAUGAUGAUUACUACAGCAGUCGAAGACAGCUGUACGAAGAGGAUGUGAUGACAAAUCAAAGGAAUAAACCGCAGACUGAGCCGAGACUUAUAAGCUUCCAGAAGGAAGGAUCAGUGGGUCUUCGUCUUUGUGGCGGAAACAGGUCUGGCGUGUUUGUGUCAGGAGUUCAGCCGGCCAGUCCUGCCGCCUUGCAAGGCUUGCAGCCCGCUGAUAAGAUACUCAAGGUGAACGACAUGGAAAUGAAGGGCGUGACCCGCGAAGAAGCGGUCCUAUUUCUGCUGAGUCUGCAGGACCGAAUUGAUCUCAUUGUGCAGCAUUCGCCUGAAGAAUACAACUCUGUUGUUAGUGGACAAAUGCCUGGUGACUCAUUUCACAUAAAGACCCAUUUCCACUACACGGAGCCAACUGAUGGCGAGAUGUCGUUCCGGUGUGGAGACGUCUUCCACGUCGUGGACACGCUGCACAAUGGCACUGUUGGAGCGUGGCAGGUUUACCGGAUAGGUCGUAAUAAUCAAGAGGUCCAAAAAGGAACGAUUCCUAACAAGGCGCGCGCUGAAGAGCUCGCAACGGCUCAGUUCAACGCCACAAAGAAAGAGAUGUCAGGCAACGAUGGGAAACAUAACUUUUUCAGGAGAAGAAGAUCUACGCAUCGUCGGAGCAAGAGUCUUGGGAAGGAACACUGGGAUGAAGUGGUUCUCUCAGAUAGUAUAAGUAAAUUCCCCGCAUAUGAAAGAGUUGUAUUGAAGCAGCCAGGGUUUGUCAGACCCGUGAUUAUUUUGGGCGCGGCCGCUGAUAUCGCAAGAGAGAGAUUACUUACCGAGAAUCCUGAUAAAUUCGCAUCGCCGAAAAUGGAUAGCACCUUAGAAGACAGUAAGACAAAGUCAUCCGGAAUUAUCCGGUUAUCCAGCAUCCGAUCUAUAAUGGAGCGUGGCAAGCACGCACUACUGGAUAUAACGCCAAACGCAGUCGAUAGAUUGAACUAUGCGCAGUUUUAUCCCAUAGUCAUCUUCCUUAAGGCGGAUAAUAAACAUAUCAUCAAAACACUGAGAUCGGGAUUGCCUAAGUCAGCCCAUAAAUCCUCAAAGAAACUACUAGAACAAUGCCAACACAUGGAGCGGGUUUGGGGUCAUGUCUUCACUCACACCGUGACCCUUAGCGAAGCGAACCUUAACACUUGGUACAACAAGUUGUGCGACCUGGUUCAGAGGACCCAGCAACAGCAAUUAUGGGUCUCAGAGACCAAGCACGUUGAAAUGGUGUCGGACAUUUACUUCCCGAUUCCCCCUUCUCCUUACCCAGCCUUUUACCCUAUUUCAUACCCUGUCAAAUACUAUCCCCAAUCGCCUGAGCCCAACCGCUCACCAAACAUUUUCUCACCAGAGACUAACAAACGUCACGAAUUGUAUGACGCUAACAGAAAUCAUGUAGUUCCAUACUACUACUCGGAAACAUUAACACCAAGCAUGCCUAACAACAUGUACAGUGUAACUAACCCGAAUAGAAAUAGACAUACAUUCAGCUACCCGUACGAUGAAAGACAUCGGCAAAGACGCUUGCAAAACUCCACCCUAAAUCCUGAAUCUCAGGCCUUCAAGGCUCAGAACCUCAGGCCUUAUAGUGUUCUGGAAACUUCGAAAUUACCGAUCAAUAGGCCGCAGAGACCAAAGUCAGUCCUUCCACUAUCAGAUCAGUUUAGACCGGCCUCAGCAUUUUUCCAAAAAGAAAAAUCGAAUGAGGUGCCAGAAUGGAAGGCGCGUUUGCAAAAGGAAAUGCCUAAGCCAAUUCUCGAUAAGCCUGUACGGCAGAUCUGUAGAAUACCGAAUUGUAAAUGCAGUCAGAAACCGUUCAUGAAUAGCAGAGUGAGCGAAUCUCGGACACUUCCCUCAAUAUCUCAGAGGUCUCUAAAUAAAUCUAAGAACCUGUCAUUGCCGACAUUAAAGUUAGAUGACGUAGACAAUCUGGAUAAGAUCGAAGUAGAGAGAGAUGUUAAACCGAUAUCAGAACAGAACUUGGGACAUCGACCAGAACCGUUAUCCGAUGACUUCUUGUUCUCAAUGUCAUCGAGUACGGAGAACAGGCUGUCGUAUGCUUCUAGUCCCGAAAGCGAUUUGGAAGUGAGUCCACCAGCGCCAAGGCUUGUCAAGUCAUCAUCUGAUCCUUCCAUAGCAACAACGCAGGACAACAUGGAUCGUGAUGAAGACAUAAGCCAUAUGGUGGACGCAGUCCCUCCGCCUUAUACGCAAAGUGGCUACGACAGCAAAUAUGGGUUCUCGUCUAACACAAAUGGUCAAUCUAACGGCGUGAAUCACAUGCCGACCAGUAAUGAAGCCCCUCCAUACCAAUGUAAUCCUUUGUCGCAGUCGCCGCCACAUUCGCCGUUGUAUGGAACUGUACCCGAAUUGCCACCUCGUACGACCAAUCAGUCGCAAGUGACGCGUCCAGCGGGUGGAGUUUUGCUACCUGCUCCGCCGCCCGGUCGCCCACCGCAUUCACUAAGACACAAUCCCACUAGCCGACCAAGUGCGCAAGAACGUCUAUUCGGUCCGCCGAAAGAGAGCAGCGGCGAUGAAAACGCCACGUACUCGGCGCGGCCAACGAGUAUGGUGAUACAGCCCACACAGGGUUCACUUGAUAGACAUCGACAACAGCAAACGUCAUACGACGGCACAUAUGAAUACAAUAGUAACAAUCAACACAAUACCAGUAUGGGCUCGCGUUUACCUCCCAACGCGCCUGACGACUUAAAAGUGGCUCCCUCUAUCAAAAUGGAACCGCCUUCUAACCCAAACAGCAUGACACAAAGUCCGCAACGCAACUCCAACUCGUUGGAGCAUAAUCCUAUUGACUACCGACCGCCAGAUAACACAUACAGGUAUAUAUACAGUUUAUAUAGUCUUAAGUUUUUUUUUUGUUAUCUAACAAAUAUUCACACACAUUUCAUUGUAUAUAUUGGACAAGGCGUUACCUUCCAUUUUUCUAAGUUCGAUAAAGAAAAAUUCUAUAUUUCUCUUCUUGACCCAAAGCCAAACGUUACAGAAAGCCUAGUUUGUUUGCUGAAGGCCAUUCUUUUAAUUUGCAUUGAGUCACUAUUAAAUUUUAACAUGGGAUCCCGCAGUAGGGGUCAGAACGGUCCAAACGGUCCGAAUGGUCCAAAUGGUCCGAAUGGUCCGAAUGGGCCGAAUGGGCCGAGCGAGUAUCGGCGUGCGUUGCCGAACGGGGUUCACAGUCACGCACGCGGCCCGUCACUGCCUAACGUCACCACUAACGAUCAUAACAAGUACAGCGCAAGAACAAACUCUGUAUCGCAAGCAGACUAUGCGCGUGCGCCGCCAUACAAGCCAGUGCCGCCGCCAAAACCCAAACAUUACCGACCGCCCGACAAUCACCCGCCUAGGAAUGGGAACAUGGAGCCAAGCCAAAUGGGCAAUAUGAUGCCCCGUCCGCCUGGUCCCAUGGGCCCUGGACCCAUGGGUCCGCCCCCUCACUACUCUCAUUCACACUCACACUCCCAACCCGCGCAUCAGCCUCCGCAUCCACACUAUCAACAGGGUAUGUACAGUGGUCAAAUGGGUCACCAGCCCCAAUCCCCACCAUAUUCAGGACCGCCGUCCCACCAUCGAGCCAUCAAUUUGCCCCAUAACCCGCACCUUAUUGAUUUAGCCGGCAGCCGUGAGCAAAGAGGUUCCGCAUUCGAACUGUAUAGAAAGCCGCAACACAUGCACAACUUGAGCUCAUCCGAUGCCAUGAACUCCAGCGCGGAGCCCGAUGAAACAUUCUCACCAAAAACUAAAAAGAAAUUGUCCAAAAAACCUUCGUUCAUUAAAAAUGCCGUCCUCGAUCUUUUCCGCUCGAAAAAUAAAAAAGUGUCUCGACAAAAGUCAUUGUGCGAAAGUGACUUGCAACAGAGACAUGGUCAAAUACCGAUGUUGAGACGAGAAAAAUCUGAUUUAAGCGACUUAUCCAUUCAUAUGAGAAAUACGCAGAUAAGAAAUCAAAUGUUACAACGUAGUAACUCAUCAUGUGAAAAACCUUUACUGAAACCGAUACUUAAAAGGCAAAGUUCAUUCUGUGAUGAUAGAAAUGGCUCCAUUUGUACAGUUAGAGAUUAUGAAGCCAAACCUACUUUAAAAAGCCUUCGAAGACAGAAUUCUAUGUGUGAAAUAGAAACCGAACCUAAAGUUACCCCCUUGUUACGCAGACAGAACUCUCUUAUAGAAUAUAAUAGAAGAGGUAUCUACGGACAAACCCCAAGCUUUAAUAUGAUUACCAAAAUAGACCCGAUUUACCAAAGACAACAACAAAAUAAGCAUGAACCCUUCUAUCCAACCCAGCCUCUACCUCCAGAACCAGUAUACCAAAGUAAGGAACAUGUUAUUUAUGAUCCUAUUCCUAAGCCUAAAAGAACUUACACUUCUAUAUAUGACACUUCUAGUGAGAAUCCGUAUGCGAGUAGAUCUGAAGUAUCCAGCCAAGGUUACGAAAAUCCAUACGGAAACCGUGAAACGGUAGCAAUGCCCCUUAUAGAUCCACCAUAUGCGACGCGAGCAGAGUGUAUACGAGAAAAUCCCUAUGCAACUAGAAAUGAAGUCAUGGAGAAUGCAUAUGCUAAGCAAGAAAUACCACGAAAAACUGAGAGUAUUUACAAUGAGCCACCAUAUGCUACUAAAGAACAAAUGUUAAGACAAAGAAUGACAAAUGAAAGUCCUUACGCUACUAAGGAAGAUAUGCUUAGGCAAAGAUUUUCAGAGUCUCCUUAUAAUACUAGGGAAGAAAUGCUUAGGCAAAGAUCAGAUACUUCAGUUACCAGUAAGGAACCAAUUUAUGGCAAAAGAACCUAUGAACCUCCGCCAAGUACUUCCUGGUCAGAGAAUCCAUAUGCAAUACGCCCAGACAGGCGCCUGCAUACGCCUGUGACAUAUCCUGGUAGAUCUUCUCCGAUGAAUAAAUGCAUGAGUGAGCCACCAUACAUUAGUAGGUCAGACAUGCUAGCAAGAAUUAAUCAGACUGAAUCGCUGUAUGGUGCGCGAACUCAAAUGAAAUCGAGUUUUUCGGAUUAUGGCACCCGAAAUGAAUUAUUUGAUUUGCCUCAGCAAGUAAGACCAGCAUCGGCCGAAUGUACAUAUGUAUCUAAACAAGAAAUUUUAUCGCAAAAAGCAGCCUUGCUAGCUAAUAAAGAAUCUUCUUAUAGCGCUAAGUUAGAAGAAAAAUUAGAAAUAAUAAAACAAAGAAAUCAAGCGAAAAAAGAAAAAAUAUAUCAAACUAGAUUGGAAGCUAAUGAAAGUGAUGCGGUAAAAAGCCGAGAACCAUUGUAUGUAUCGAAAAGAGAUCUAAAAGAAAGUAUCAUCUAUGAAUCGAAUCAUGAAGCUAAAGAGGUUCAGCCUGUACCUACUCAGGAUAGUGCUAGAAGUAGCCCAUAUGAGUUAAGUGAUGCAAAUCAUUUGUCUCGACGAGAACCUGUGUAUCAAACAAAAGCUGAAGCAAUGAAUGGGGAAACAGAGAAGUUUCAGGAAAUAGAUUUUUCGAAAUUAUAUCUUACUGAAUCUAAGACAGACGCGGAAAAAGAAAAAACAAAAAGCUUAGAGGCUAAUGUUUUGAAAGGUGAAGCAUUGUAUGCUCCUCGUUUACAUGGAAAAGCCGAACACAUAUCAAAUGCACUCAAAAUAACGUCGUCUCCAAUACCAUAUGAAUCUACAACAUCCAUGGAAACUCAGUAUGCUUCUGAAUGUAGUAUGAAUUUUGAAAAUAAACCACAAAGCACGCCAUAUGCAUCGCAGGACUUGCAAGACCGACCUAAACCUAAUCGAACUGUGACAUUCUGUGAAAAAAUUGUAGAAAAAAGUCCUGAAAUUAGCCAGGACACAUCCGAAAACACUUCAAAUAGUCGAAACGAUACAACUAUUAUGAGCAACGAUAAUACAAUUGUCAAGGUGACAUCAGAAACAAGUGAGGAGAAAACUGAGGUGGUCGAACCAGAUGCACCACACACUACUUGGGGUAUAUUCGAUAGCGAAGGAGGGGUUCUAGAGGAUAGGCAUUGGGGUGUUUCCCUUAUAAUACCUCCAAAAGCAAUUGCUCCGGGGAUCAAGCAAAAGAUCUACUUUACGGUGUCUGAUCCGCGAUUGAGCCAGCGCGUAGGAGGACCUCCCAUCGACAUGGAUAACGGUGAAGCAAUGCUGUCCCCACUAGUGAUGUGCGGGCCUCAGGGGCUCGUAUUUUUACGACCAGUGACACUCCGCCUACCGCACUGCGCUAAUGCCGUCCCAUCCCUAGGCCUGACUAUCAAGGCUACUGAUACAGAAGCCCAUCUUAGUACCGACUGGGAUAAUAUACACUUGCCUGCUACAACCACCCUUAAUACUGUGGCAGUUAAAGUUGACCAUUUUUAGUUGCGUUCGUUCUUUGUUUGUACUUGAUGUCUUAAAUCAAUCAAUCAGGCUCGAGGCUGAGAAUUUAGUUGAAGCGUAAAAUAUUAGAUAAUUGACGUAUUUGUAUGUUAGAAAAAUCAGAUCUUCCGAUGUGCUUUUGUAUAGGUAGCGUUGACUUCUUUGACUUAUGUGAUUCAUGUAAUGUUGUCCGGCAUUCCCACCUAUAUUGCAAUUCUUUAAGAAGUGGUGCUAAAGGAUUUAAGAUAAGAAUGAGACAUAGGAAUCUCUAGAGCUUAUUAAGCAUUAUUAAAAGUUAAGCGAAAGUCUAUUUCAUUGUAUUUGAAAAGACAUUUUUAUUUUUGAGACGAAUUCAGAAUAGAUAUCUAAUUAAUAAGUCAUCGUUGUACUCUAUAACGGACCUAUGUAAUUGGCAAAUGAAAUUUACGGCAAACGAUUUCGAAGAUAAAAUUUCCACGGUAAUCUUUUCGAAUAAAAGAUAACAUUAACUAACUAACGCUUUGUUGGCCAUUGAAUUCCAAGCUGAUACUAGAAGCUACUGGAUUCAAACAUAAAAGGUAUAUAUAAGGUAGAUAUAAGUUCACAGCUGUCUUAAAACUGAAUAAAAAAAUAUUUUCGUCAUGGAUAGAAUUUCAUUUCGAAUUGCUGUGUCAAGGCUCCUUUGCUAUUAUCUUUUUUGAAUUCGUAACAAAAAUCUAUAACUAAGACAUGCCUUACCAUAUUGUAGAUUAUUCUAGUUAUUCAUUCAUUAAUAUAAUUAUUUAAUCAAUAUACGCGUAUUUUUAUUGUUAAUUAGCACAGAAAUUACACUUUGGCUUCCGUAAUGUUAAUUUUAAAAUUACUAAUUAUAGUUGUAUUCACGUAAUUUGGCCUUUGGCUAGAGUCAUAUUUAGGUAAUAGCAUUACGUUUGUAUGUAUGUUUUCUUGUUACUAGUGAAACUAUGAAUUUACCUUUGACCCAACUAUUAAAUUUUAUAUUUACUGAA